CGUAAACAGAAGAAAGCGGAAACAAAAGAGUUUUUUUUUUUUUAAAUUAAUAAAAACACAAACACAUCCCCGGCUGUCGAAGUACUCAGGGAACAAACUACAGCCAUUGACUACGCCAGCAAUAACACCACACACAGCAACACAGCGUGAGUCCGGCAGCAUCAUGGCGCUCAAAAGAAUACAGAAGGAGUUGCAGGACUUGCAGAGAGACCCUCCAGCACAGUGCUCUGCUGGACCAGUGGGGGAUGACAUGUUUCAUUGGCAGGCAACAAUAAUGGGGCCGGGUGACAGUCCUUAUCAAGGAGGAGUUUUCUUUCUCACAAUCCACUUCCCCACCGACUACCCAUUCAAGCCACCAAAGGUAGCAUUUACAACAAAGAUUUAUCACCCAAAUAUAAACAGCAACGGGAGUAUCUGUUUGGACAUUCUCCGGUCACAGUGGUCUCCAGCACUAACCGUGUCUAAAGUUUUAUUGUCCAUAUGUUCGUUGCUUUGUGAUCCAAACCCAGAUGACCCCUUAGUGCCAGACAUAGCACACAUCUACAAAAACGACAAAGAGAAAUACAACAAAUUAGCGAAAGAAUGGACCCAAAAGUACGCCAUGUAAAGAAGAUAAGAACAAAGCUGCAAAGACAGGCUGAGAUCUCUCUUUGUUUUCCAUCCUUUUUUUUAAGUCAAAACACACUGAAAUUAUAGUACAAACUCAUCAGAUAAUCUUAGGUAACGUCCAUCAAACUGUAAAUCACCAUCAUUGUUGAUCUGAAGGAAAUAACAUCGUCAAAUAACAUCUACAUAGCCCCCCCCCCCCCAAAAAAAGGUCUUACUCGCUGAUCUUCAGGAUCUUCAGGUAGCUCCAUGGCUGAGUAACUGCAGGGGGAUCUCCAUUCCUGCUGCGUGUGAAGGAGACCUCAGAAACAUUGAAGGCUGAAUGUGUGUGGCCCCUUUUCAAAGGAAAACAGCAUAAUAGUCUCUUUGCAUUGUCACUUCAUGGACGUGUUGGCUUAUGGAGGGGUUUCUUGAUUUCAGUGUAGCAGACCAAGUUGAAUGAAAUUAAACAAUGUACUGUGGCAGUUUUCUUGAAAAUGGGAGCAAUUUCUUAUGUAUUACUGUGUUCUUUGAUGAUGAUGAUUAUUAUUAUUAUUAUUAUUAUUAUUAACAACACAUGUAUUGAGUCUGUCUGGAACUAUAUUGUUGUUCUGUUUUAUUUUAGAUUGAACUCAUCAAAGUGUAAAGCUGUCAUUAAAAUGAUGCGCUCUUGGCCCCUGAGAGUAGCUGUGAUGUUGGGUUGUGGUUGGAUUUGCACAGGUACAACAAUCAGGUUUUAAGCCCAGUGAGAAGAUUUAUUUAUGCUGUCCUGUUUAAGCUGCACUCCAUCGAAACAAAGGGUAAAGAUCCUGCUUUUUGUUCCUGUGUAAACAGUUUUCUACCUGUGUCUCUGAGGCCUGUGUGGCACAUUUUGUACUGAAUUAAAGAAUAGUACCAUUAUUA
Archocentrus centrarchus (flier cichlid) is the source of this 1488-nucleotide messenger RNA. It is a transcript of the gene ube2d1b, whose product is annotated as ubiquitin-conjugating enzyme E2D 1b. Lineage: Eukaryota; Metazoa; Chordata; Actinopteri; Cichliformes; Cichlidae. The transcript is spliced from 7 exons. The record is from RefSeq and is a predicted model, not a curated record. Bases 164 to 607 code for a protein of 147 amino acids.